AUGAUGUCAUUGUUUAAAUCUAAGGCCCAUAAAGAGAAUGAGAUGAUAGUAUCAUCCAAAUCAGCAUCAAUCAAAUCAUUCUUUGGAUUCAAUAGAGAUAAAUCUGCAUUCGUGAUUUCAAAUAAUAAUACCAACAACAACAACAACAGUGGUUCACAAAAUAUUGAUAAAAUUAAAUCUUGCAACCAAUUUCUACAACCAAUCACAAAAACCAUCCAUACAACUAUACCAAUUUAUGAUAUUUUUCAAUCACCUAAAUAUAAAUCAUGUUUAUGGAAUCUUGAACUUUUACCACAAUACAAGGUUUAUUUAUUAAUAUAUGUUCGUUUAGAAAAUGGUCAAUAUUUAUUGAAUCAACUAUAUAAAGAUAUCAAUUCAUAUAUUGAUUAUUAUCAAGAAUUAGACCAAUCAGCAAUAUUAAUUCAUUCCAAAUAUCCAUCAUUUCAUUAUUCAAUGUUGAAGUUAAUUGCACCAAUUUUUGGAAUUCAAAUGGUUGUAUCCAAUGGAGAAUGGUUAUAUCUGGUACAUAACUAUAAUUUAAUUAAAAUAUUUGCUGAAAUGAAUUUACAAUUAACAAAAUUUGUCCCAUUAAAAUAUCCAAGAAUCAUAAUAACUGUUUUAGGUAUCCCAACUAAAAUCCAUCGUAUCCAAUUGAUUCAAUUCUUUAAAAAUAUUGGAAAUCUAGUAUCUUAUAAUUUCGCACCUACUUGUAAAACUACCAAGUUUCAUGUCAUAUAUCUACAAUAUUCAAGAUUUCUGAAUUAUUCAGAUCUAAUUCCAAAAAUACGAAAUUUCAAAAAGUCAAUUAAAUAUCUUUUACAACACAAUUAUCUUUUAAAUGAUGCAAUGAGCACACUUAUUAAUAGCUAA
This is a messenger RNA of Candida tropicalis MYA-3404, 870 nucleotides long. RefSeq lists its product as uncharacterized. Bases 1 to 870 code for a protein of 289 amino acids. The record is from RefSeq and is a predicted model, not a curated record. The transcript has a single exon. NCBI's taxonomy places the organism in Eukaryota, Fungi, Ascomycota, Pichiomycetes, Serinales, Debaryomycetaceae.